CGGUGAUGCCAGACGUAAAGUGGCGUCAGUGGCAGCAAGGGGAGCGUGAGCAAAGCCGAGGAUUGCACAGGGAAGGAGGUGAAAGGCCGCGACUGAAACAAAAUGAGCAAAGCGCACCCGCCCGAACUAAAAAAAUUUAUGGACAAGAAGCUAUCAUUGAAAUUAAAUGGUGGGAGGCACGUCCAAGGAAUAUUGCGGGGGUUUGAUCCAUUUAUGAAUCUUGUGAUUGAUGAAUGUGUAGAGAUGGCACCAGGUGGGCAACAGAACAAUAUUGGAAUGGUGGUAAUCCGAGGAAACAGUAUCAUUAUGUUAGAAGCCUUGGAACGAGUAUAAAGAAUGAAGCAUGGAUGAUGCCCUGGAUCUCCGCUUAUCCUUUUCAUUCCCAAGAGCCUCUUUUUUUUUUCUUUUGAUACAUAAAAUUAGUCAUUGUAUAUUCUUUGUUUAACUUUUUGAAAAUAAACUUUUUGUAAGAUGUUUA
Vombatus ursinus (common wombat) is the source of this 478-nucleotide messenger RNA. RefSeq names its product small nuclear ribonucleoprotein polypeptide G (gene SNRPG). Gene Ontology annotation, cellular component: spliceosomal tri-snRNP complex; catalytic step 2 spliceosome; P granule. Lineage: Eukaryota; Metazoa; Chordata; Mammalia; Diprotodontia; Vombatidae. The coding region runs from base 103 to 333 and encodes 76 amino acids. Gene Ontology annotation, biological process: mRNA splicing, via spliceosome; spliceosomal snRNP assembly. Gene Ontology annotation, molecular function: RNA binding. The transcript has 4 exons. The record is from RefSeq and is a predicted model, not a curated record.